AUGUGGUCUGCAGGGCAAGGACACACGACAUGCUGUUACAUGGGGAAGCCUCCGGGAGCCGGGGCGGAGUCGAAGGGACUGCGUGGACGCGGACUGGGCGCAUCGGGUCAUGGCGAGCAUCAGCACCGCCGCGGCGAUGCAGGUCUGGCAUUGUGCGUGAGAAGCAGAUUCGGCUGCUUCGAAUCACCACCACGUGCAUUCUAG
Molecule: messenger RNA, 204 nt
Organism: Ustilaginoidea virens
Lineage: Eukaryota; Fungi; Ascomycota; Sordariomycetes; Hypocreales; Clavicipitaceae
Exons: 1
Coding region: 1-204 (67 amino acids)
Source: RefSeq, a predicted model, not a curated record